Messenger RNA from Phyllostomus discolor (pale spear-nosed bat), 2235 nucleotides. It is a transcript of the gene CRIP3, whose product is annotated as cysteine rich protein 3. NCBI's taxonomy places the organism in Eukaryota, Metazoa, Chordata, Mammalia, Chiroptera, Phyllostomidae. The transcript is spliced from 6 exons. The record is from RefSeq and is a predicted model, not a curated record. The coding region runs from base 1020 to 1826 and encodes 268 amino acids.
UAAUGAUGUUAGGCAUCUUUUCAUGUGCUUCUUGGCCAUUUGUGUAUGUUCUUUGGAAAAAUAUCUAUUCAAAUGCUUUGCUCAUUUUCUAAUUGGGUUGUCUUUUUAUUAUUGAGUUGUAACAGUCCUUUAUAUAUUGGGGUAAAACAGAUAUUACAGAUAUUUAUCUGCAAAUAUUUAUCUCCCAUUCUGUGAGUUUUAAUUUUUGAAGUGUCUUUUGAAGCACUGCUGAGCUAUUUUUAAUAAAUAUUAAAAUAUCUUAAGACAAACUAAAUUAGGACUGUGUAAUUGGGGUCUAAAUUAUACACUUAAAUUUAAUAAGCAUUGUAAUUUUACAAGCAAACUAUUGUUUGCAGACCACACUUUGAGGCUUCCAAAUUAAGGGUCUCGAGUUCAUGAUGAUAGAUAGCUAUUGCUUUUAUAGCGUUUAUAUAUGACAGGUGGGUGCUGUUUGGGCACUCUUCAUGUAUUAACGUAUAUAAUUCUCACAACAAUCCUAUGAUGUAGAGAAUUACCAUGAUACGCACUGUACCAAACAGAGGCAGAGAAAGUUGAAGCAAUUUGCCUGAAGCCAAAGAGUAAGUAAGUAGCAGGUGUGGGCCCCGGAUUCCGUUGCUCUCAGCCACCUGCAAAACUGCCAAAGUGGAAUUAAAUCAUCCCUAAACCCUCACUUUGGCUUUGAAAUAAUAGUGCUUCCGUGGCAUCUACCACUCGAGGUGUUUUCCCUCUCAGUACCAAGCCAGGUGUCUUCAUUACUCCCUCCUCACGAAGUCUGGCUUCAGGACCCUCUCACUUUGCCAACUGUCAAGAGGCUUUAGUGUGUGGAAAUAAUUGCGAAGUCGCCUGUGUCCCCCAGGUGGAGUAGUGCUAAAUUUCUGGCGGCUAAUGGGCUUCAAGGAGCAGUGGAUUCAGCCCAAUGAGGCUCGAAGCUGAGCCAUGGGUGGAGCCAGCAGAGGGGGAGGAACGGAGUCCCUGUGGGGUGCCCACUUUGUGCAGAGCCGGCUGCCUUCAGCGGAGCCAUGAGUUGGACCUGCCCACGUUGCCAGCAACCCGUUUUCUUUGCGGAGAAGGUGAGCUCCCUGGGCAAGAACUGGCACCGCUUCUGCCUGAAAUGUGAGCACUGCCACAGUGUCCUGUCCCCAGGAGGGCAUGCAGAGCACAACGGGAGGCCGUAUUGCCACAAGCCAUGCUAUGGGGUUCUCUUUGGACCCAGGGGGGUGAACAUUGGUGGUGUGGGCUCCUAUCUCUACAAUUCCCCUAUUCCCACCCCUGCCAGCACCAUUCCUCUCGGCCCCAGCAGCUUCAGUCCUCCAAGGCCCAGGACUGGCCUCCCCAAGGGCAAGAAAGGCCCCUUGCACAUGAAGACAUACACUGGGGAGACCUCAUUGUGCCCUGGCUGUGAAGAACCUGUCUACUUUGCUGAGAAGGUGAUGUCUUUGGGCAGAAAUUGGCACCGACCCUGUCUGAGGUGCCAGCGCUGCCGGAAGACCCUGACUGCUGGGAGUCAUGCUGAGGUGAGCAAGGAAGGGAUGGGCUGUUAUGUUGGGAGGAGAGAGGCUGGAGAUAGAAAAAGAACUGCGCUGAGAGGGCUCUCUUUCUCUCUGUGUCCCAGCAUGAUGGCGUCCCCUACUGCCACAUCCCCUGCUACGGCUACCUGUUUGGCCCCAAAGGUGGGCAGUUCCACCCUAGAUGCUGGGCCUAAAGUAUGGCAUGUGGGUCUGUGGUUAUGUGUGGACAACUUCCCCUGUAGUCAGACAUAUCCCAGGUCCUUCCCAGUUCCCUCUAGCCCUCAGCCCAGUGCCCUCCAUCCCCAAGGCCCUUGGUGAUGGGGCUUUCUCCCUCAGGUGUGAACAUUGGUGAUGUGGGCUGCUACAUCUAUGACCCCGUGGAGAUAAAAUCCAAAUAAGAUGCUCACAGGAGAGGUCACCCUGACUUGGGCCUCCAGCCAUCCCCUCCAUGGUUCAAUGGGAGCUACAGAAUUCUUCAGUCCCGUGGAGGUAGGGGAAGGUGGGAUUCUGGCAGCCUGGGCCUCAGCUCCAUGGCAGACCGAAAAGUCUAGACUUUCCCUGCCAAGUCAUCCCUUUCUCAUGCCUAUCUGCUCAGGGGAAUUGAGCCACUUCAUUUUGAAGGGUGGCUUCCUGGCCUUCCCAAUUCCUUUCCCCAGCAAAUUAUAUAACUUCAAGGUACUCAUAAAACUUGUUUGUCCUGGCUUCUCCAAUAAAAUGUUGACUCCCA